AUGGGCAAACAUGACCAGAGGCAGCAAAUGUCCAACAGCAGCUUCCCCACUGAGUUCCUCCUCCUGCCAUUCGCAGACACACGCGAGCUGCAGCUCCUGCACUUUGGGCUCUUCCUGGGCAUCUACCUGGCUGCCCUCCUGGGCAACGGCCUCAUCCUCACAGCUGUAGCCUGUGACCACCACCUCCACACCCCCAUGUACUUCUUCCUCCUCAACCUCGCCCUCCUCGACCUGGGCACUAUCACCACCACUGUCCCCAAAGCCAUGGCCAACUCCCUCUGGGACACAAGGGCCAUUACCUACUUGGGUUGUGCUACCCAGAUCUUUAUGUUUGGUCUCUUCAUCACAGCAGAGUUUUCUUUCCUCACCAUCAUGGCUUAUGACCGCUACGUUGCCAUCUGCAAACCCCUGCAUUAUGGGACAAUAAUGGACAGCAGAACUUGUAGGGACCUCAACAAUCUGGAGGGUGUGGCCCAGAGGAGCCUCAUGAAGUUCAACAAGGGCAAGUGCAGGGUCCUGCGCAUAGGUGUGAAAAACCCCAUGAACCA
Oxyura jamaicensis (ruddy duck) is the source of this 548-nucleotide messenger RNA. RefSeq names its product olfactory receptor 14I1-like. The record is from RefSeq and is a predicted model, not a curated record. NCBI's taxonomy places the organism in Eukaryota, Metazoa, Chordata, Aves, Anseriformes, Anatidae. Gene Ontology annotation, biological process: G protein-coupled receptor signaling pathway. Gene Ontology annotation, molecular function: G protein-coupled receptor activity. The transcript is spliced from 3 exons. Gene Ontology annotation, cellular component: membrane. The annotation marks the transcript as partial.